UCAAAAGAUUGGUUUGUUGUACUUGAAGAAUGGAAACGGUUAGAACAACGAAUUAACAAAGUAACAUGUAGAUAUGAAGUAAAGCUAAAAAGAAAAAUCCUUAUCAUUUCUGCUGUGUUCCUGAUUUUAACUGUAGUGGAUAGCGCAUCAAAUACAGCGGUUCAAUUUUCAAUUGCAUUUACGAACAAAGGGGAUGUAGAAGUCUUUGAAUAUUUUUUUACCACGAUGAGGCUUAAUUUAUUUUUCCAAAUGACAUCGUAUUCCUUGUGGAAAGCAGCUGUUGUAGAGACAUUUAAUUUUAUUGGAUCAUUUUGUUGGGCAUACGUAGAUGUUUUCAUAAUGGUUAACGGAAUUGCCCUGUCCUCAAAAUUUAAGCAAAUUUCAUUUAAAAUACACCAGUAUGUUCAAAUGGAGGUAUCUGAUUUAUAUCUUUGGAAAAUUCUACGGGAAGAUUAUUUCGACCUAUGCAUUUUAACAAAAACUGUCGAUAAAUCUUUGUCUAAUUUGGUUUUGCUUACUUCGAUAAAUAAUUUCUAUUACAUCCUUUCCCAGCGCUUCUAUAAUGUGGAGGAUAUGCAACAUUAUGGCCUGAAAGUGUGCUUUAUCUUUUCAUUCACAUUAUCUGUUACAAGAACUAUUUGUGUUUACCUAUUUUCGGCUUCUGUUAAUUUGGAAAGCACCAAACCACUAAAAGCAUUAUGUAGAAUAGAACCUGAUAUUUACAAUAUUGAAGUGGAGAGACUAAUUCGCUUAAUUGGUUCCGAUACCGUUUACAUAACCGGUAAAAACUUUUUUAAUAUCAGAAGAGGAAUUUUAUUAGAUAUUGCUAAUGCUUUAGUGACAUGCGAAAUAGUAUUAGUACAAUAUUUCGGAAAAAGUUCCUAA
Molecule: messenger RNA, 885 nt
Organism: Agrilus planipennis (emerald ash borer)
Lineage: Eukaryota; Metazoa; Arthropoda; Insecta; Coleoptera; Buprestidae
Product: gustatory receptor for sugar taste 64f-like
Exons: 7
Coding region: 226-885 (219 amino acids)
Biological process (GO): detection of chemical stimulus involved in sensory perception of taste; sensory perception of chemical stimulus
Cellular component (GO): membrane
Molecular function (GO): taste receptor activity
Source: RefSeq, a predicted model, not a curated record